AUGCCCGGGGAGUUUGACGCCGUGCCUGAGCCGCCCCCCACCUUCAACCUCAUCGUUAUGGAGCUCUGCGGCGGCAGCCUGAGGGACGCCGUCAAGCGCGGCGCGUUCCACCGGCGGCCGGCGGGGCCGGGGGAGGCCACAGCGGUGCACCUCGACUCGGUCGUGGAGGUCCUCCUGGACGUCGCCACCGCCCUGCAGUACCUGCAUGACUCAGCAAACCUGGUCCAUGGGGACGUGAAGCUGGACAACGUACUGCUCAAGUCCGACCCCUCGCGCGCGCUGGGGUUCACGCCGAAGCUCUCGGACUUUGGACUGACCAAGGUCCUGCAGUCCAGCGCCGGCGGCUACGCCGCCAUCAACUUUGCGGGCGCAGGCACCAUCACCCACCUGGCGCCCGAGCUGUUCAAGGCCGGCUCAGAGAUCACUAGCGCUGUCGAUGCCUACGCCUUUGGCAUCCUCAUGUGGGAGCUGUUCACCGGGAAGCGCGCCUUCCAGGCUGCUGGCAGCAUUUUGCGGCGGCGGGAGCAGCAGCGACAGCACCAGCACCAGCAGCAGCAGCAGCAGCGACAGCAACAGCAGCGGUGGCAGCAGCAGCGGCAGCAACAGCAGAGGCGGCGGCGGCGCAGCGGCAGCGGCGGCAGCAGCGCCGGCCUGUCUCGUGAGGCCAUCAUGAAGGGCGUCACCGCGCACAACAAGCGCCCCUCCUUCCCGCCGGGGACGCCCCCCGAAUUCGCUCAGCUGGCCGGCCGCUGCUGGCUGCGCGUGCCGGCUGACCGGCCGGCGCUCUCCCAGAUCAUCAUGGCCCUGCGCCAGAUGCGCGCGCAGCAGCGCACGCUGCUCGCCAAAACGCUGGCGGCCGUGCCGGCCGCGCCGCCGGCGCCACCAGCCGCGGCCGCCGCUGCUGCUGCCGCGCCAGAUGCCUGA
Monoraphidium neglectum is the source of this 924-nucleotide messenger RNA. RefSeq lists its product as hypothetical. Bases 1 to 924 code for a protein of 307 amino acids. Gene Ontology annotation, biological process: protein phosphorylation. The record is from RefSeq and is a predicted model, not a curated record. Gene Ontology annotation, molecular function: protein kinase activity; ATP binding. The transcript is spliced from 6 exons. NCBI's taxonomy places the organism in Eukaryota, Viridiplantae, Chlorophyta, Chlorophyceae, Sphaeropleales, Selenastraceae.